This is a messenger RNA of Mizuhopecten yessoensis (Yesso scallop), 3666 nucleotides long. RefSeq names its product SH3 domain-containing kinase-binding protein 1-like. The transcript has 9 exons. The record is from RefSeq and is a predicted model, not a curated record. Gene Ontology annotation, biological process: protein transport to vacuole involved in ubiquitin-dependent protein catabolic process via the multivesicular body sorting pathway. Bases 944 to 1873 code for a protein of 309 amino acids. Gene Ontology annotation, cellular component: ESCRT-0 complex. Gene Ontology annotation, molecular function: protein binding. Lineage: Eukaryota; Metazoa; Mollusca; Bivalvia; Pectinida; Pectinidae.
GACACACAUGUAUACAUUUUGUAGCUGUAUUUAGGGGGAGUGACAACAGUCCGUCGCCUGACUUUAUCACUUUCCCAGUAUCUGGACAGAAUGAUAUGUGUUACUGACAAUGGUUCAGAUUGUUCCUGGUCAGGAUGUGAUAGAAGGAUUAGAAGUUCAUAAGGAUUAAAGGUCUAAAGGUCCACUGUUGAUUUGUGUAUGACAGGAGGUGAUCGUAGAAGUUACAAGUCCACUGUUUGAGUUGUGGGGUGUGUUUCUGACAGAGACAGGAUACGUCUUGCGUGUGGUACAUCAGAUUACUAGAGGAGGUUCACUACAACAGGAGAUUCAUUCAAUUGUGAUGAAGUUCUAAAACAUCUGAUUUACAACUAUAACCCACAGCAAAACUUGUUUGAAGAUCUGUUGUUUUUUUUCUCUCAGUAAAGUUCAGCACUUUCAGAAAAUCUACAAAGUUGAUGUGGAGGUUUGGAGACAUGGACUAAGUUUCAGUGUAUAGAACUGUGAGAAAAGCCCAAUAUGGAAAAGUGUGGAGAAAACGCGUCCAGUUAUGACUGUAUGAUCAGUUAUUACUGUAGUCAUACUGUCAGGGAAUAGGAAUCCGUUCAACAAGAGACAGAGAUCAGUGAACCUCUGAUAUAAGGGUAUAAGGAUAGAAAUUAUUCUAUUACCAUAUCUGGAGCCAGCCUGAAUUAGCAUUGCUGGGGGCCUUGUGGAAGGAGUCUUGUGUGAGACACUGGAAUGUAUAGGAACUGUGUCGAAUAUCUUCUCCAUACUACGCAACACGAUAGUCUGGAUACAAAUUUUGUAAACCUGACAGUUUGUCAGAUGUUCUAUGUGACUUUGUACAAGUGUUCAUUGUGAUUUAAUGUCAUACAGACACCAGAAAGUUAUGUAUCAGUGAAAGACUGUUGUCCAUCACUUGAGUGCUGUCUGAUAGAUCGCCAUGUCUUCUGGUGAAGAAUCCAGUCCAACACCAUCCCGACCGCCACGCCCCAAGAAGCCCCCACCACCGGGGUCCACAAAGCAGGCUCCCAAGCUGCCAGAGAAGGCCCCAGUGUCAGAUACAGCCAAACAUGACAAACAUGACAAGCCACUUCCACCAGAGCCUGCUGCAGACAAAGCCAAGAAAAAGGAGGAACAGACAGACAAACACCAUCCACCAGCCAUAUCCAGUAAAAAGCCAAGUGUUCCACCUCCAGUGGGGCGCAAACCCAUGCAGUCCAAGCCAAUGGCCCCAGAGCCCAAGGCCCAGCGAGAAGAGCCCAAGGCCACUCCCAGCAAGGUGGAGAAGACAGAGACCCCUGGUGACACAUUUGAUAACAUGGAAACAUCUGACCGGUUGACCCACCUGACUGCCAGCAGAGCCAAAGGUCCAAGCAAGCGACCGCCAUCACAAGUAAUGUUCCACAACAGGCAAAAAAUCAACAUGCGUUUUUGGCAGCAGGACGAACCAAAGGUUAAUGGAGACAUACCGCCUGUGAAGGAGGUGAAGGAAGUGAAGGAGGUGAAGGAGCCCCCAAAACGUCCCCCACUCACACGCGAGAUGAGGGAGGAGUCGCCACCUGCCAAGCCCCAGCAUGCCCCAGCCAGGCCUCCUGACCCCAACCCAGGGAACGCCAUGCUGCUGUCUGCCAUAGAAGAACUCAAGAAGGAAAUGCGAGAGUUACGGGCAACAUGUGCUUCUAAAUCAGCAAUUGAUGAACUGCGCAGCGAAAAUGAGAAAUUACGAAUGGAAGUUGAACACAUGCGAAGUAAACAAUCGCGACAGAUAAAAGACUUAAUGGCAGAGGUGGACGAAGAGAAAAAGAUUCGACUAAACACACAAGUGGAGGUUGAACGAAUCCGCAAACUUCUCACUGAGUCACAUGUGUGAUUAUGUCGGUGUUCUAUUCAUAUUCUCAGGAGCUAAGCAUGCAAGGAUAGAUGUGUAUAGGCCAGUCAUCAGACAUCACAGUGCUACACAUAGUCUUACACAGAUCAGCAAGUCUUACCUGUUCUCGAAAGAUAGUGGAUUUAAUUAAUUUUGUACAUAACGCCAAUUCAUGUUGAUAUUAUGUACAGAUAAUUCACGUUUUCUGUUUGUGAUUCAUAUUUAGCAAAAUGUAUCUAACGAAACAGUGAGUUUUUGUAUGAAAUACAUGCUUUGUGAAUUGGCUCAUCCUCUUGGACCUCACAUUAAAUUUGACCUGUAUGCAGGUGUUGGGUACUCAUCAUUAGAGCUGGCAACUCAUCUAGGACCGAGGAGUUGCCAACUCUCCCUCACUCACAUGGUACUGUCUGUGAGGACCACUGUGAGGAUAGGUGUGACCAAGAGACACGGGUAGACUGAUCCUUAUUAGGUCUGGUUGUAUCAAAAUGUGCUUCAUAAAACUUUAAAAUGAUAACCAGGUCACAACUGUGUUAACCUGUUAAUGUAUACCUGGUCAUAACUGUGUUAACCUGUUAAUGUUACAGUAUACCAGGUCAUAACUGUGUUAACCUGUUAAUGUUACAGUAUACCAGGUCAUAACUGUGUUAACCUGUUAAUGUUACAGUAUACCAGGUCAUAACUGUGUUAACCUGUUAAUGUUACAGUAUACCAGGUCAUAACUGUGUUAACCUGUUAAUGUUACAGUAUACCAGGUCAUAACUGUGUUAACCUGUUAAUGUUACAGUAUACCAGGUCAUAACUGUGUUAACCUGUUAAUGUUACAGUAUACCAGGUCAUAACUGUGUUAACCUGUUAAUGUUACAGUAUACCAGGUCAUAACUGUGUUAACCUGUUAAUGUUACAGUAUACCAGGUCAUAACUGUGUUAACCUGUUAAUGUUACAGUAUACCAGGUCAUAACUGUGUUAACCUGUUAAUGUUACAGUAUACCAGGUCAUAACUGUGUUAACCUGUUAAUGUUACAGUAUACCAGGUCAUAACUGUGUUAACCUGUUAAUGUUACAGUAUACCAGGUCAUAACUGUGUUAACCUGUUAAUGUUACAGUAUACCAGGUCAUAACUGUGUUAACCUGUUAAUGUUACAGUAUACCAGGUCAUAACUGUGUUAACCUGUUAAUGUUACAGUAUACCAGGUCAUAACUGUGUUAACCUGUUAAUGUUACAGUAUACCAGGUCAUAACUGUGUUAACCUGUUAAUGUUACAGUAUACCAGGUCAUAACUGUGUUAACCUGUUAAUGUUACAGUAUACCAGGUCAUAACUGUGUUAACCUGUUAAUGUUACAGUAUACCAGGUCAUAACUGUGUUAACCUGUUAAUGUUACAGUAUACCAGGUCAUAACUGUGUUAACCUGUUAAUGUUACAGUAUACCAGGUCAUAACUGUGUUAACCUGUUAAUGUUACAGUAUACCAGGUCAUAACUGUGUUAACCUGUUAAUGUUACAGUAUACCAGGUCAUAACUGUGUUAACCUGUUAAUGUUACAGUAUACCAGGUCAUAACUGUGUUAACCUGUUAAUGUUACAGUAUACCAGGUCAUAACUGUGUUAACCUGUUAAUGUUACAGUAUACCAGGUCAUAAUUGUGUUAACCUGUUAAUGUUACAGUAUACCAGGUCAUAACUGUGUUAACCUGUUAAUGUAUACCAGGUCAUAACUGUGUUAACCUGUUUAUGUAUACCAGGUCAUAAAUGUGUUAACCUGUUAAUGUUACUGUAUACCAAUACACCAGGGGAUUGA